Merops nubicus (carmine bee-eater) is the source of this 936-nucleotide messenger RNA. It is a transcript of the gene CD274, whose product is annotated as CD274 molecule. Gene Ontology annotation, biological process: negative regulation of T cell proliferation; T cell costimulation; positive regulation of T cell proliferation. The transcript has 5 exons. The record is from RefSeq and is a predicted model, not a curated record. Lineage: Eukaryota; Metazoa; Chordata; Aves; Coraciiformes; Meropidae. Gene Ontology annotation, cellular component: external side of plasma membrane. The annotation marks the transcript as partial.
AUGUCAGAAGCUUGCACAAGGAGAGAAGGGACAUUGUGGCAGGUUCUGUCAGAAAAAAUGAUGAGAAGAUUGCAGCUUUGGUAAAGAACUUUGAUGGGCAUCUAUGUCUCGAGCUGUUUCGUCCAAUCCAGCCAGGGGGUCCUUCUGCUCAGAGUGAAGCAGGGGAAGGGUCUGUAAUUGCUACCGCAUUGACAGUCAGAGAAAGAAAUGCAAAACUUCUUACUAAAAAUGGUUCUGUUUACGUCAUGGAAAAGCUUUUGCUUUUGCAUACGUUUUUGUUCUACUGGCAUUUCCUAAAUGCUUUAUUCACAGUGGAAACUCCCCAGUCACUCUACACUGUGGAACAUGGGAACAAUGUGACCAUGGAAUGCACAUUUCCAGUGACCGGAAAAUUAAAAUUUGGAGAUUUAAGUGUCAGCUGGGAAAAAAAAGAUAAGUUUAAAAAGCAGGUUUAUGUGCUCCUCAGAGGAGAGGAAGACUUCAAAAGUCAGCACAGUGACUUUAAGGGAAGAAUAAAACUGUUGAAAGAGAAUCUGAAAUGGGGACAGUCUCUCCUUCAGAUCACUGAUGUGAAGCUCAGAGACGCGGGGUUUUACCGCUGUGUUGUUGACUAUGGUGAAGCUGACUACAAAACUGUCAAUCUGAAAGUUAAUGCUCCUUAUAGAACUAUAACCCAAGGAGUGGUGAGCACAGGAGACAAUGAAUGGAAGCUGACAUGUCAGUCAGAAGGAUACCCACAAGCUGAAGUGAUAUGGCAAAACAGAGAACAUGAAGAUUUGACUGAUAAGGCAAACACAAGUUAUGAAACUGGAACUGACCAGCUGUAUCAUGUGACAAGUACCCUUACAAUCAGAAGUAAGAGUGAUGAGAUUUUUUACUGUAUAUUCUGCAAUAAAGAGCUGCAAGAAAAUACAUCUGCCAUUUUACACAUAGCAG